UAUAUAAAGGGGUGUGUGGGGCUUUUGGGUAUUUACGGGUAGAGAGUUGGCGAGCUUGAUUACAUUUUAUUACUUAUUAGUGAUAAUUUAAUUUGUGUUCAGUGCGACUAAAGUUAUGGGGAGGAAGCCUUGCUGUGACAAACUUGGAGUGAAAAAGGGGCCGUGGACAGCUGAGGAAGACAAGAAACUCAUCAACUUUAUUGCCACCAAUGGCCAGUGUUGCUGGCGUGCUGUUCCCAAGCUCGCCGGCCUCCGCCGCUGUGGCAAGAGCUGCCGUCUACGGUGGACUAAUUAUCUUCGCCCUGACUUGAAGAGGGGCCUUCUUUCCGAGGAUGAAGAACAGCUGGUCAUCGACCUCCAUGCCCGUCUUGGCAAUAGGUUUAAAUUUUAAUCAUCUCGUUUUCUAGCUAAAG
Molecule: messenger RNA, 413 nt
Organism: Hibiscus syriacus
Lineage: Eukaryota; Viridiplantae; Streptophyta; Magnoliopsida; Malvales; Malvaceae
Product: MYB-like transcription factor ODO1
Exons: 1
Coding region: 116-391 (91 amino acids)
Source: RefSeq, a predicted model, not a curated record